Cornus florida is the source of this 942-nucleotide messenger RNA. RefSeq names its product NDR1/HIN1-like protein 13. Lineage: Eukaryota; Viridiplantae; Streptophyta; Magnoliopsida; Cornales; Cornaceae. The transcript has a single exon. Gene Ontology annotation, cellular component: plasma membrane. The coding region runs from base 1 to 942 and encodes 313 amino acids. The record is from RefSeq and is a predicted model, not a curated record.
AUGGCAGAGCCCAAAACUCCACCACACCUUCACACCACGACACCAUCCACAACUCCCCCAUCCACAACUCCACCACACCUUCACACCACGACACCAUCCAGAACUCCACCACGCCUUCACACCACGACACCAUCCACAACUCCACCACACCUUCACACCACGACACCAUCCAGAACUCCACCACGCAGAACUCCACCAAAAGCAAAUGAAUAUUGUUCCUUAAGCCCCAAAAAACCUAGACCACCUACACUCCCUACGUUGCAUGAAAUACCGGUACGGUUGCCCGGACUACCCACCACUCCCAAAACCUACUUGGACAUCCAAAAACAAGAUUAUCCUCGUUGCCCCGAGGUCAUCCAAAGCACGGAGCCUCGUCGGCGGCACCUCUGCCUCUGCAUUAUCUCCUCCAUUAGUCUCUCCCUAGUCUUGAUUGUUUUAGGCGCCAUCGGCGUUUGGUGUCUAAUUCUGCAGCCAAAAGAGCCGGAGUACUCCAUCGACCAUGUCUCGGUCACCGGCUUUGGUGGUUUUCGGUCCAUUCGAGAGUUUCAAGUAGGUGUUAGAGUAGAAAACCCUAAUAAAAUCAAGGGCAUGUAUUAUUAUAGUAAGGGCAGCUAUGUUGAUGCUUAUUACACCAAUGUGAUUAUAAGUAAUGGGGUGUGGCCAAGGUUUUAUCUGCCAUCCGACACCGUCACGACUGUAAAUUUGGUGUUGAAGGGGGACGUUUUAUCGAAGGUUGUUCGAAAUGGGCUGAGAGAGGAAGAGGUGUCGCUUAGGUUUGAUUUGAAGACGCCGGUGAGGUUCAAGGUUGGGUGCAUGAGUCUGUGGAAGACUCUGGUGAAGGGCUCUUGUAAUGUGACUGUCGCUAACUUGACAGUACCAGAGGCUAAUAUUGUUACCACUUCUAAGGGUUGUGAAGUUAAAUUGGAACUAUGGCCUUUUUGA